Scomber japonicus (chub mackerel) is the source of this 2118-nucleotide messenger RNA. RefSeq names its product methylcrotonyl-CoA carboxylase subunit 2 (gene mccc2). Bases 81 to 1775 code for a protein of 564 amino acids. Gene Ontology annotation, cellular component: methylcrotonoyl-CoA carboxylase complex; mitochondrion. Lineage: Eukaryota; Metazoa; Chordata; Actinopteri; Scombriformes; Scombridae. The transcript is spliced from 17 exons. Gene Ontology annotation, biological process: L-leucine catabolic process. Gene Ontology annotation, molecular function: methylcrotonoyl-CoA carboxylase activity. The record is from RefSeq and is a predicted model, not a curated record.
AGAACAAGAUCACUCACUGCUAGGUUAGCUAGGUGGCUAGCAGUAGCAGAUUUCAGGUUCAGGCUGACUUGAGCAUCAAAAUGCUUCUUCAGACGGUCAGACCGUGGCUGCUUCGUUGCAGGAGUCUACCCUUGGCAUGCACAAGAUCCUACUAUGCCGAUAAAGUAGCUCGAGUCGGCUCUCAGCUUGAUAAACAGGCUGCUGAAUAUCAGGAGAAUUAUGACCGAAUGCAAGUUAUUGUUGAUGAAUUGAAAAGCCGAACAGAGAGGAUUAAAUUGGGUGGAGGAGAAAAAUCCAGAAGACUUCAUACUUCUCGUGGGAAACUCUUACCUAGAGAGCGUAUAGACAGACUCCUGGAUCCAGGGACACCUUUCUUGGAGUUAUCCCAGUUUGCAGCAUAUGAGUUGUAUGGAAAAGAGGAAGUCCCUGCAGGUGGAAUAAUUACUGGUAUCGGACGGGUUUCAGGGGUAGAGUGUGUCAUUGUUGCAAAUGAUGCUACCGUCAAAGGAGGAACAUAUUACCCAAUUACAGUGAAGAAGCACCUGCGUGCACAAGAAAUAGCCCAGCAGAACCACUUGCCAUGCAUUUACUUGGUGGAUUCUGGAGGAGCCAAUCUACCCAGACAGGCAGAUGUCUUUCCAGACAGGGAUCACUUUGGACGCAUUUUCUUCAACCAGGCCAGGCUGUCAUCAGAAGGGAUAGCACAGAUUGCUGUUGUGAUGGGCUCCUGCACUGCUGGAGGAGCAUACGUACCGGCUAUGGCAGAUGAAAGCAUCAUUGUGCGGAAGCAAGGAACCAUUUUCCUGGGAGGACCUCCACUGGUCAAAGCUGCCACUGGGGAAGAAGUUUCUGCAGAAGACCUUGGUGGUGCUGAUCUUCACUGCAAAAAAUCAGGUGUGACAGACCACUAUGCUUUAGACGAUAACCACGCGCUCCAUUUAGCAAGGAAGACGGUGCGAAGCCUCAACUACAGGAAAAAUAUCGAGGUUACUACAGAACCGACUGAAGCUCCUCUCUAUCCUGCUGAUGAACUCUAUGGCAUAGUUGGAGAUAACUUGAAACGCAACUUUGAUGUCAGAGAGGUCAUUGCCAGAGUUGUAGAUGGGAGCAAAUUUGAUGAGUUCAAGGCUUUCUAUGGAGACACUCUUGUUACAGGAUUUUCAAGAAUAUUUGGUUACCCCGUUGGAAUCAUUGGCAACAACGGAGUCUUGUUUUCAGAGUCUGCGAAAAAGGGGACGCAUUUCAUCGAAUUGUGCUGCCAGCGAAACAUUCCACUUAUUUUUCUCCAAAACAUAACAGGCUUCAUGGUGGGCAGAGAGUAUGAAGCAGGAGGAAUUGCAAAGGAUGGAGCCAAAAUGGUGACUGCAGUGGCCUGUGCCAACGUACCCAAGAUUACUGUUAUCAUUGGUGGCUCAUAUGGUGCAGGAAACUAUGGCAUGUGUGGCAGAGCCUACAGCCCCCGAUUCCUCUACAUGUGGCCAAAUUCUCGAAUUUCUGUAAUGGGCGGUGAGCAGGCUGCCACUGUCCUGGCCACCAUUACCAAGGAUCAGAGGGCACGUGAGGGAAAGGAGUUCACAGCAGAGCAAGAGGCUGCCAUGAAAGAACCGAUAGUGCGGCGGUUUGAAGAGGAAGGCAGUCCGUACUACUCCAGUGCCAGACUAUGGGAUGAUGGGAUUAUUGAUCCUGCUGAUACUCGUCUGGUUUUGGGACUGAGUCUCAGUGCAGCACUGAAUGCACCAACGGUGAAGACACGUUUUGGAGUGUUCAGGAUGUAAAGCUCUGCCUUCAGUGGUGUGGAGCUCACACUUUCCCAUCAGAGAUGGACAUGUAUUUUACUUCUGCUAGUCUUUGUAGUUUCAUUUGUGGUGGUUAACCAGAUUAACGGUAACAAAAAAAAAAAGAAACAAAUCACAGUAGUGGAAUUGCACAACCUUGUAUGUACUGUAUGGGGAUGUGAGUGGAUGAUAGUGGAUGAUAUACUGUUGUUGGACAUUUACACUGUUAAGUUGUGCCUUACCUGUUACUGUUCCAAGUGUAAAUGCAACUGUCAUUAUAAAACUGUUUCCAGGGAUGGAUAUUUUUUAUCAAAUUAUGUGAAUAGUUAAAUAUAAAAAUGUG